AAUCCAGUUUUUAUUCGAGGAAAGGGCACGUCAGAUAAGCCCCCUGUUGGUGAGACAACAAACACCGAAAGCUGUGCACACAAUGUUGACCGCAGGAGAACAGCGCGAGUGAGCAGAGGUGGAGGGAGGGAAGGAAGGAAAGGUUAGAGUGGUGAUAUGGGGUGUGUUAAAGACAGAGAGGGGAAAGCUUGGUUAGGCUGGAGCAAGCGGAGCAGAGAGAAGAGUGAGAGGAUGAGAGAGAGAGAGAGGGAGAGAGAUGGAGAGAGAGAGAGAGAGAGAGAAGGGAGGAAUGAGGGCUCUGGUUUGAGGGUUGGCAACGUCCUUCCUUUUUGGAAAUUAGAUGUGUUGCAGAGCUGCUCUGAAAGCACUCGCUCAGUAACAUUCAGAUCUUAUCUCCACCCAAACUGUUCGAAUGCUGCUGCACGUCAGUUUCUCUCACCUCACAGUAAUAUUGACACCCAGAAAUCUAUUUUAAUUUAUUGACUCUUAACAUUCCCGUGUUGUGUUUGCGGCCGAAACUCUUCUCUUCCAUGUUUCCCACGUCACCUGAAUGCAGCAUCACUGUGGAGCUAUCAAACUGACACUUAGUGUGAUAAUAACUUAUUUUUUUAUCUUAACUGAUUUCAAGCUGCAAGUUGCUGCUUGUUCUUGUGUUAUUUCUAGUCUCAGCUCGUCACUGAGUCUCGGGAAUCAGUUUUAUCAUCAAAACAGCUAAAAUUAUAAACUAAACAUAAACUUCAGGAGUUGUAUGAGUGUACUGUUUGGGCGGCUGUGGCUCAGGAGGUACAGCUCGGCGUCCACUAAAGGUUGUUGGUUCGAUCCCUUGCUCCUCCAAUGCAAGUGCCGAAGUGCCAUUGGGCAAGACAAACCAACCCCAAAUUGCCGGCACUGUGUGAAACUAAUAUCACAAUGUGUGUUGUCGUGAGAUUAAUGUGACAGUGCAACCAUUUAGUUAAACAUGUGACAACACACAGAUUAAAAAAAAACACUCCUCCUUUCACAAACAACUCAUCUUCAAGAAAUGCAGUAAAGCAGGAAAAACCCUCUCUCCUCUUCCUGCUCUCAAACACAACAAGCUCCACCCUGUCCAGGCUCCUCCUCUGCACAGAUCUGUAAGUAUAAGGACAGCAUGGUGUGAAAGACGGGAAAUGAGUCACUCAAGUAAAGUGAACCAGAGCAGAAGGAGCAGCGAUUUGUUUUCCUCCUGAGUGCAGGCUUUGUUUCUGCUCCGAGUGAAACUCUUUGACAUUCACUGUCACGGGGGGAAAUGGCGCAGCAAGAAAAUCAACUUGACGGAAAACAGUUCUGCUGUUCGAUCUGUCUGGAUCUGCUGAAGGUUCCUGUGACUAUUCCCUGUGGACACAGCUACUGCAUGGGCUGUAUCAAUACCCACUGGACCAAUGAGGACAAGAAGGGAACCUACAGCUGCCCUCAGUGUCGACAGAGCUUCACACCGAGGCCUGUCCUGGUGAAAAACACUAUGUUGGCCUAUUUAGUGCAGGACCUGAGGAAGUCCGGACUUCAAGCCACUCCUGCUGACGGCUGCUGCUACGCCGGAGCUGAAGAUGUGGCCUGUGACGUCUGCACUGGGAGAAAACUGAAAGCCCUCAAGUCUUGUUUGGUUUGUCUGGUGUCUUAUUGUGAAAAACACCUACAGCCUCAUUACGAAGCAGCUCCGUUUGAGAAGCACAAGCUGGUGGAGCCCUCAGAGAAGCUCCAGGAGAACAUCUGCUCCCGUCACGGCGAGGUGAUGAAGAUGUUCUGCCGCACCGAUCAGCAGUGCAUCUGUUACCUCUGCCCUGUGGAUGAACACAAAGGCCACGACACAGUGUCAGCUGCAGCAGAAAGGACAGAGAGGCAGUGGGAGCUGGAGCUGAGCAGGGAGAAGAUCCAGCAGAGACUCCAGGACAGAGAGAAAGAUGUGAAGGAGCUUCAGCAGGAGGAGGAGGCCGUCAACGGCUCUGCUGACAAAGCAGUGGAGGACAGUGAGGAGAUCUUCACUGAGCUGAUCAGUCUGCUGGAGAAAAGAAGCUCUGAUGUGAGGCAGCAGAUCAGAUCCCAGCAGGAAACCAAAGUGAGUCGAGUCAGAGACCUUCAGGAGAGACUGGAGCAGGAGAUCACUGAGCUGAAGAGGAGAGACGCUGAGCUGAAGCAGCUCAUACGCACAGAGGAUCACAACCAGUUCCUGCACAGAUACUCCUCCCUGUCCCCCCUCAGAGAGUCCACACACUCGUCCAGCAUCAGCACCCGGCCUCAGAGGUUCUUUGAGGAUCUGAUGGCCACCGUGUCAAAGGUCGGAGAUCAGCUUCAGGACAUUCUGAGUGAGACACAGACAAACGAUUCACCGACAGCGAAUCCGGCCAUUGUGUUACUGUCACAACGAGAGCCCAAGACCAGAGCUGACUUCUUAAAGUAUUCACAGGAACUCACGCUGGAUCCAAACACAGCAAACACGCGUCUCUUAUUAUCGGAGGGGAACAGAAAAGCAACGUUUAUGAACAAAAAGCAGUGCUACACUUGGCACCCGGACCGAUUCGCGAUCUGGUGUCAGGUCCUGAGCAGGGAGGGUCUGACGGGACGCUGCUACUGGGAGGUGGAGUGGAGAGGAAGAGGAGUUUACGUCGCUGUCGCCUACAAGAACAUCAGCAGAGCGGGGAACUCGUGCGAAUGUGGAUUUGGACUCAACGACAAAUCCUGGACGUUAGAUUGUGACCGAUACAGUUAUAACUUUUACCACAACAAUGUCAAAACUCCUGUGUCGGGGCCGCAGGGCUCCCGAGUCGGAGUGUACCUGGACCACGGCGCCGGAGUUCUGUCCUUCUACAGCGUGUCCGCCGCCAUGACGCUCCUCCACAGAGUCCAGACCACGUUCACUCAGCCGCUCCACGCUGGACUGUGGCUUUACUACGGAGACACAGCUGAGUUCUCUGGCCUCAAAUAGACUGGAGGCCUUUUUAAAGAGAUGUCAAUUACUCUGAUCGAACUUCUUGGGUCUCCAUGUUUGUUGCUCACAGCUUGUUGACGUCUCUGCUUUGCACCUGUCAAUCAAAAUGUACUUUGACAUCCAGCAUCCGUGUUUGUUCAUGUGGCGCCGUUAUAACUGGAAAGAUUUAUUCAAGCGGAGAACUCUGGGAAUUUAACAUCAUUUUACAAUCAGCUCUUAAUAAUAAUAAUAGUUAAAAUAAUAAUAAUACAUCACAUUAACAGUAUAUAGAGGUUGUUCUAUCGUUCUUAAAGAUGCAGGUUUAAAUAUGAACAUAUGAAAUAUUAACUUUUGUCUUUUGCAGACUAAAUAUCCAUCUCUCACAAGUGCCUAACACAUCAAUUCAGACGUUUAUUGUUUUUAAAUUACGUUUCAAAUUAGUAUUAUGUCAAUCAACCCUGACCUUUGCUCUUCAUCAUUUGUUUUUUUCACAUUCUGACUUAUCAACUUUUGUUUAUCCAGCUUUAGUAUUGCAAAAUCUGGUGUUUUUCCAAAUUGUGAAAUUCUGUGCGGAUCCAGAUAAUGUUUUGGACAGUAUUUUUAGGGGGUUACAUAUUUUUUUCGGUUACAGUACGAUAACAGAUAUUCCUUUCUGCUCUGUCAGAGAAUUCAUAUUUUCCCUGUGAUUAAGGUAAAUGGUUUACAGAAAAUGUUUGUAUGUAUGUAUCUGAUCUAAAUACAUGUAUUUGCCCUAUGGUGAUGAAGUGGCCAAUCAGCCUUAGUGGAGGUUUGUGCCGUAUCUGCCCUUUAGCUGAUAUUUAGCUUUCUCAUGGUUUUGCAUUGGCACAUUUUAUGUAAAACCUAACAGCUCUGGACAUGCAAAGGUCACUUUGGUUAAAAAUGUGCAAAAGUUGGACAGAGUGAGAAUAAACUGGUCCCUGUAGAAACAUUCCUGAGUCUGUGAACUUAGUUUCACAUCGACAAGACAAAUGGUGAAAUAAACGAGGCUUCAAAACUGUUGUUCAAACAGAGAACUGGAAAUCUUUCGACCUUAUCUGUGUUUUAUUUGCCUUUAGCCUGAAAUGACUAAUUCAGCUUUUCUCAAAGGUCAAUGAAGGUAUCGAUCAACAUUUUUAGGAAAGACUGAUUCCAGUUGAUCUAUUUUUCAUUUAUCCUGACGCAUAACCCUCGAUAAGACGGCACAUUUUGUACAAACCAAUAAACCUUGUUAUGAUGAU
Messenger RNA from Platichthys flesus (European flounder), 4161 nucleotides. Its product is annotated as tripartite motif-containing protein 16-like. The record is from RefSeq and is a predicted model, not a curated record. NCBI's taxonomy places the organism in Eukaryota, Metazoa, Chordata, Actinopteri, Pleuronectiformes, Pleuronectidae. Gene Ontology annotation, molecular function: protein binding; zinc ion binding. The transcript has a single exon. The coding region runs from base 1268 to 2941 and encodes 557 amino acids.